Molecule: messenger RNA, 2702 nt
Organism: Andrographis paniculata
Lineage: Eukaryota; Viridiplantae; Streptophyta; Magnoliopsida; Lamiales; Acanthaceae
Product: MA3 DOMAIN-CONTAINING TRANSLATION REGULATORY FACTOR 1
Exons: 4
Coding region: 255-2411 (718 amino acids)
Biological process (GO): negative regulation of DNA-templated transcription
Source: RefSeq, a predicted model, not a curated record
CUCUUUGUCUCUCUCUCUCUCUCUCUCCCCAACAGCACAGAAAGAGUGAGAGUGCCAAGCGCGGUUGGUUAAGUGAUUCGAUCGGAGAGCGAGCAGACGCGCAGUCGAGUUCGUUCGUGAAGUGCUUCAAGGAUCGGAGUCUCGAUUGGUUCGAUAAUCGGUACAUCCUGUCUUGGCUCGAGAUCCGAGCCAAGAACAGAGGAGUUUUGCCAGACUCGUGAGAGGUAAUAGGGUUUUAUUGAGAAGGGAGGAAUAUGGCUAGCAGCGAGGGCUUUCUCACGGAGGAGCAGAGGGAGACGAUGAAGAUAGCUUCGCAGAAUAUGGAGGUGACGCCGUCAUUGAUGUUGUCGUCGUCGCCGAAAUCCCCCCGGCCCAGGUCUCCCGGUCAGAAAUCUCCCGGACAGAACUUGUCGUUUCUGUCGGAGCACCACCACGUCAAGGCCCCGGGUGGAGGACAUUCGGCUGCAGUUGGGGGCGUGGCGGUCAGGCAUGUUCGCCGUUCCCACUCUGGAAAAUUUAUCAGAGUUAAGAAGGAUGGAGCUGGCGGUAAAGGCACGUGGGGCAAACUACUUGACACUGGUGGUGAAUCUUGUCUUGACCGAAAUGAUCCCAACUAUGACAGUGGUGAGGAUCCUUAUGAGCUUAUUGGAUCAACUGUAUCCGAUCCUUUGGAUGAAUACAAGAAAGCAGUCGCAUCCCUAAUUGAAGAGUACUUUUCCACCGGUGAUGUAGAAGUAGCUGCUUCUGAUCUUAGAGAACUAGGAUCAAGCGAGUAUCAUCCUUACUUCAUCAAGCGCAUUAUCUCCAUGGCCAUGGACAGACACAACAAAGAGAAGGAGAUGACUUCAGUUCUGCUAUCUGCUUUGUAUGCUGAUGUUAUUAAUGCUGCCCAGAUUAGUCGGGGCUUUUUCAUGCUGCUUGAAUCUGCCGAUGACCUGGCUGUGGACAUACUGGAUGCUGUUGAUGUCAUUGCUCUAUUUCUUGCUCGAGCAGUGGUUGAUGACAUUCUAGCCCCAGCUUUCAUCACGAGAGCCAAAAAAAUGCUUCCAGAAACAUCCAAAGGAUAUCAGGUUUUGCAAAUUGCUGAGAAAAGCUAUCUCUCCGCCCCGCAUCAUGCAGAGCUGGUUGAACGACGGUGGGGCGGUAGUACUCACCUCACUGUUGAUGAGGUGAAGAAAAAAAUUGCUGAUCUCUUGAAAGAGUAUGUUGAAAGUGGAGAUACUUCCGAGGCCUGCAGAUGCAUCAGACAGUUGGGUGUUUCCUUUUUCCAUCAUGAAGUUGUGAAAAAGGCCUUGGUUCUAGCAAUGGAGAUUCGAACUGCAGAGCCCCUCAUCAUGAAACUACUGAAGGAAUCAGCAGAUGAGGGACUGAUAAGUUCGAGUCAAAUGGUGAAAGGUUUCUCUCGAUUAGCAGAGAGCCUGGAUGAUCUAGCGCUCGAUAUCCCUUCUGCCAAAACAAUGUAUCAGACCAUUGUUUCCCAGGCAAUAUCUGAAGGAUGGCUUGAUGCAUCCUAUGGGAAAUCUUCUGGCGAGGAUGGCGAGAAACCAGACAAGAAUGAAGAAAAGCUGAGGCGCUACAAGAAAGAAGUUGUUGCCAUUAUCAACGAAUAUUUCCUCUCGGAUGAUAUCCCUGAACUGAUUAGAAGUCUUGAAGACCUAGAUAUGCCUGAAUACAAUCCAAUUUUCCUCAAAAAGGUCAUAACGCUAGCCAUGGACAAGAAAAACCGAGAAAAAGAAAUGGCGUCAGUUCUCCUAUCCGCACUCCAUAUAGAGAUAUUCUCGACCGACGAUAUAGUCAAUGGUUUUGUUAUGCUAUUGGAAUGCGCAGAAGACACUGCUCUUGACAUUCUAGAUGCAUCCACCGAGCUUGCCUUCUUCCUGGCGAGAGCUGUUGUAGAUGACGUCCUUGCUCCCCUCAACUUGGACGAGAUCGGCGGUAUGCUGCUGCCAAAUUGCAGCGGUACUGAAACUGUGAGUCUGGCCCGGUCCCUCAUAGGCGCGCGGCAUGCCGGGGAGAGGAUCCUGAGGUGCUGGGGCGGUGGCACCGGGUGGGCUGUGGAGGAUGCCAAGGACAAGGUCCAGAAGCUUCUCGAGGAAUACGAGAGCGGGGGAGUGGUGAGCGAAGCCUGCCAAUGCAUCCGGGAUCUGGGCAUGCCGUUCUUCAAUCACGAGGUGGUGAAGAAAGCGCUGGUGAUGGCGAUGGAGAAGAAGAACGACAUGAGGAUGCUGGAGUUGCUGCAGGAAUGCUUCGGCGAGGGGCUCAUCACCAUCAACCAGAUGACGAAAGGCCUGAGCAGGAUCAAAGAUGGGCUGGACGAUCUCGCACUUGAUAUCCCCAACGCCAAAGAGAAGUUCGACGUUUACGUAGACUAUGCGCGCAAGCACGGCUGGCUCCUGCCGUCGUUCGGCUAGGCUAGACACUAGGCUAGGACAGGACUCAACUCCCGCCGCCGUCGUCGUCGUUGUUUGUCUUUUGGCCGUCUGCCCUCUUGUGGGGUGGUUGGCUUGUUUUCUUUCUUCCUCAAUACCUCCCCUCCCAUGUCUCUCAUAUAUCCAUCCUAAGGACUUGUUCUUUUCCCCAGAAGAUAUAUGUAAUGUGUUGGCCAUUUUAUGUGUGUGAAACGUUUUCUCUGUGUCUGUCAUGUACAAAUUAUUAAUCUUCAUUUGCUUUUGAAUUAGAAUUACUACUGCUGCUUUGUUUUA